GAUUGUAAAUUGAUUCAAAAGUAUAACUUUAUUCUAAAAAUUUCAUUUUUCUCGAAAACGAUAACUAAGCUCACUAGCUUCAAUUUUCUAUAAGCUACGUACUAGAAUAGCUUUGAGUUUUGGAAUUGAAAAAUUUAUUAUCAUUUAGUAUGACCACUUUGUUAAACGAUUUUUUAUAUUCGGAUGUAUUGGACUUUGCUAUAUUCUCGCGUGUUGAUCAUUUGGGUAAUGCAAACGUAUCAAACUUGUGUCGUAGGCUCAUCUUUAUGCGAAAUGGACUAAAUAAUGAUUAUUCGGUGCGACAUUCCAGUGGUAUUGGUAUUCCAGUGGUAUUGGAAAAAUCGGAAGAUGUUAAUGAAAAAAUGUUUGCAGCCCAAAUAAACGAUGAAAUUGAACAAAAUGGUUAUUGUCGCUUGAACGCAGACUUUUUAAAUGCCGAACAUUUGAAUUUCAAUCGGCCAGAAUCUGAAUUGCCAGAAGCAACAAAAGCAUUCCUAAUGUUCUUAUUGAAUGCAUAUAUGCCGACUGGAAUACUUAGUAUUGAUCAACUUGAUGCCGCUAAAAAUAUUUUAACAUCGAUCAAAAAUCAAUUGGAUAGUGGAAACAUUCCAGAUGUACAAUUAUCGAAAGAUUUUUAUCAAAUGAUACCAUUUACUGGAAUGUACAUUAUCAACAGCCACGAAAAAUAUUCAACUAAGCUGUGUGUUAUUGAAAAGUUGAGAUCCGCAUUGAAAUCACUUUCGGCCGGCAUUGGUAAUCCAUUGGAUUAUUUUAAAACCAAUUGGCUUCAAACUCAAAUUGAACAUCUAGAUCGAAAGAGUGAAGAAUUUCAGAAGCUUAAUCUGUGCAUUGAAAGGACAAUGCAUCCGAACAAACGAUCGUUUAUUCUUCGAAACAUAUUCAAAAUUUCAUCUGAAGCGGAUAAAAAGUUUGAUCCCAACCUAAAGAAUCACCAUCUGUUGAUUCAUUUCACUUUACCUUGUAAUAUUUUGGGUAUUUUACGUGAGGGAAUGCUGGUUGCGCCAAAUCAUGUGCAUAGUAAGAAUCGAUAUUACGGAAGAGGAAUUUAUUUCUGGGAUGCCGCGACAGUUGCACUUGAUGCUUAUCCAAGUGAACGCGACAGUGAUAAUUCAACAGGCAUCAAAUCGGCUAUUUUGUUGGUGUGUCGAGUUGCCUUGGGAGACGUGCAAGAAACCAAAACUGAUAUGAAAGAAGGAGAAGAAUUCACCCACGAACAUGAUAAAAAUUCUCUUUUAAGACCUGGUAUUUAUUCUGAAUCUCGAAAAAAAAGAAUGAAUAUAAAUGGUGCAACAAUGUUCUGCGGCCAAUUAAAUGAUUUUACAAAACAGGCGGGAAGAAAAUGCGAUUGGUACAAUUUAUAUUUGGCGCGAACGAAGGAACAAGUUAAAGUAGAAUAUAUUUUGAAAUUUGAUAAAAUCUAAUUUUUUGUUAUUCAAAUAAUAAACACGAAAUAUUACAAUAAUAUCACAAAAUAUGGCUUUGAUUCGAGCCAAUAAGAAGAAUAUUUAUUUUUUUAAACUUUGAAUUUCAAUCAAUAAAUUUCGAAUAUUUUAUGUAAAAUUGUCAAAUUAUAGAAUUGCAAGGAGAUUUUGUUCGUCGAGUUUUGCGCACAUGAUUUUUUCAUUGAAAUCUAAACUAUAUGUUUAUAAGUCUAUUAGUAUAACUCAACAAAAAUCAAUAAAAACUGAUUUAGAUUUGUGAAAAAAAAAAUCAUUGAUCAGCUUGUAGCAAAAAUCGAAACAUUUUUUUCUAUUCUAUGAUUUUCUAUGUAAAUAAG
Contarinia nasturtii (swede midge) is the source of this 1798-nucleotide messenger RNA. Its product is annotated as poly [ADP-ribose] polymerase-like. Gene Ontology annotation, molecular function: NAD+ poly-ADP-ribosyltransferase activity. The transcript is spliced from 4 exons. The coding region runs from base 150 to 1442 and encodes 430 amino acids. The record is from RefSeq and is a predicted model, not a curated record. NCBI's taxonomy places the organism in Eukaryota, Metazoa, Arthropoda, Insecta, Diptera, Cecidomyiidae.